AUGAAUGACCUUCAGCUACUUGGCGAAAUCAACUCGCCGACUAGUUUUAACUUUCUGGAAUUGCAAGGCUGCGCUGCCCCUGCAGUAAACAACUCCAGAAACCCUAAUCCCCAAAUUUCAGCUACAAACGAAAUUGUACCUGAAGAAAUUGAGUCUGAGGCUACUUCAGCACAAACCAAGUCUGUCGUUCCCCCUAUCGUCGCUGCUCAGCAGAAUAUCGAACAACCCAACGCGCAACCGCCCAGGCUUCCAACGGUUCCGGAGGAAGGUGUUAAAUCCAAAGUGGCGUUGUGGAAAGACAAAGUUAAACCAAACUCUGGAAAAUUCGAGCCGAAAAAGGCCCCGGCAAGAGGAGCUGUACAUGCCAUUGUUAAUGGUAUGUGGAGCAAACACAGGCGUGACAUCUCAGUGUCGAAGAUGGAUGGCAAAGCGUUUUUGUUUCGAGUUCCUUGCCCAAAUGCUCGUCGAAGGAUUCUCAAUCAGUGCUUAUGGCAGGUAGAUGGACAAACCAUGUUCGUAGCGAAAUGGUCUCCUGGUGUUAAGCCGGAGAAGCCUUCUCUAUCUACUGUUCCUGUCUGGCUUGACCUAACGGGAGUCCCUCUUCAGUUCUUCAAUGAAGACGCCUUGAAGGAGAUUGCAAGUCUGGUGGGUCAUCCUAUCUGCCUGCACCCCAGCACAGAAAAUCUUACAAACUUAGAAGUGGCAAAGGUGUAUACUGUCAUAGAUCCCCGUCAGCCGUUACCGGAGGCCGUUAAUGCACAAUUUGAAUCAGGAGAGGUGGUGCGCAUUCAAGUCUCAAGCCCUUGGCUCCCUUCCUUGUGCUCUCACUGCUCCAAGGUUGGCCAUACGAUAUCUAAGUGCCCCAACGCCCCUCCUCGAUGUGAAUUCUGCAGGUCUGUCAAGCACUCUUCUGAAGCUUGCCCCAGAUCAACAGUACCUCAAGAGUCAAAUGUUCCUAAACGUAAUGGCAAAGCUCCUAUCGCUAGUCAGUUCCCAAUUGUUGGAACGGGUAAUGAUAAAGGUCCUGGUAUAGCUAGAGCAACGCCAAAAGCACUGCCUAAGGAAAAGCCUAAAGCCUCAGCUCCUCCUCCGGCCUCUAACAAAAAAGGAAAGCGCCAGAAUAAUAAGCAAUGGGCUCCCACUGAAGGUAAUAAGCGCACUGAUGCUGACUCAAGGGCUCAGAUGUACCAGGCCGGACCUUCAACUGACCCAAAAACCAUUACGCUAGAUCUUGAAGAAGGAGAGAUAUGUGUUGAUCUUCGUCCCAUAAAUCUGGACCCAGGAAAAGUUUGGCUUCUGUGGCAUCCAUCAGUCUCUGUGUCAGUGCUCCAGAAAUCUCUACAGUGUAUUACGUGUUCGGUAAAACUGCCGUUUGUGUCAACUGAAUUUGCUGUUACUCUUGUCUACGGGUCCAACCACAGGAAAGUGAGGCGUGAGCUAUGGUCGGAGCUCUCUUUCCUGUCCUCAUCUACCCAUAUUAGCCAUGUUCCUUGGACAGUUCUAGGUGAUUUUAAUCAGAUUCUUGAGCCAUCUGAACACUCUUCAGCAAAUGCGCCCUCUUCUUCUCGGGGAAUGCGGGAUUUCUUUAACUGCACAGUCACUGCGGGCCUCUCUGAUCUGCCGUAUUGUGGUAACUCUUUCACUUGGUCAAACAACCAAGGAGCUUCGGUGAUAUCUAAGAAACUUGAUAGAAUCCUCGUCAAUGAUGAGUGGCUCCGUCAGUUUCCAAAUUCACUUGGUGUCUUUGGAGACCCUGGAAUAUCUGAUCACAGCCCGUGUUGCGUCUAUCUUGAUACCACUGUCUCCAGGAAGCUAAAGGAAUUGAAGAGUAUCAUUAGAUCGUUUAGCAAGGAAAAUUACUCAGGGAUAGAGAAGAGAGUAGUGGAAGCUUUUGCGACUCUUACUGAAUGUCAGAGGAUUCUACUCUCUUCCCCGACUCCUCAGGCGGGUAUUGAUGAGAGGUUAGCUUUUGAAAAUGGUCUGUUCUUGCUAAGGCUGAGGAGUCUUUCUUCUUCCAGAAAUCUCGUGUUACUUGGAUUGAUAAAGGAGACUCCAAUACCACCUUCUACCAUCGGCAACUAA
Molecule: messenger RNA, 2082 nt
Organism: Brassica napus (rape)
Lineage: Eukaryota; Viridiplantae; Streptophyta; Magnoliopsida; Brassicales; Brassicaceae
Exons: 4
Coding region: 1-2082 (693 amino acids)
Molecular function (GO): nucleic acid binding; zinc ion binding
Source: RefSeq, a predicted model, not a curated record